GGAGGAGCCUUUAUUAUGGUGGCUGAUUACAGCCUAAUGUUUGCAACACUAGAAAAGAAAUGAACCAAUGGUUUAUAAAGAAUUUUAGGACCUUGAAAGAAAAAGAUUCAUAGGAGUUUUACAAAACAGCCUUUUCUAGCUUCCUGCAGCAUCUAGCAGCAUAUGUGGUUUUAAUACUGAAGGUAUUAAAGCAACAUGUUUUAUCAGUAAUUUUUAUUUUGUUGCUUCACUGUACUUUUGCCACAUAUAACGACAUCUUCAUACGGUUUAUUGGUGGGAUGUUUGCAUGUUUCAGUUUUGCCCUAACUUGCAGGUGGAGAGCCUGGUGGAGGCCAGGCUGUGGAACAACAUCUUCACCUGGACACAACAGAAGCUGGGUCUUCCACUAGGAUGCAUCAAGGCGACGGUGCUGAUAGAAAACGUGUUGGCAACGUUUGAAAUGGAGGAGAUUCUUUAUGAGCUGCGGGAACACUCAGCAGGGCUCAACUGUGGCAUCUGGGAUUACUCUGCUUCCUUCGUCAAUAAGUUUGGUCAUCGUCAGGACUUCCUGCUGCCGGACCGCAGCAAGUACGUGAACAUGGAGAAACGUUUUCUGAGGAGCUACAUGGACCUGCUGGUUCAGACGUGUCACAGACGGGGAGCGCUGGCCACAGGAGGCAUGGCUGCUUCGCUGCUUCCUCACGGCCAGCACACACACGCCUACAGCACAGUGCUAGACUCUGUGGAAAGGCUGAAGUUAUUGGAAAUCAAGGCAGGUGUUGAUGGCUUCAUGGUGUAUGACAUGAAUUUGAUUAAACCCAUGCAAGAACUGUUUGAGCUUCACACUGAGGGUGACAACCAGCUCCACCAGCUCCGGGACAAUGUCAGUGUGACUCCUGAGGACCUGCUGUCCAUGCCCUCUGGAGGAGUCACUCUUUAUGGGCUUAAGUAUAACAUUGCAGUGGGUGUCCUGUUUAUUAAUGCAUGGCUAUCAGGUAAAGGCCAUUUUUUCUACAGAGGCCAGGUGGAAGACUCGGCCACCGCAGAGAUUUCUAGAUCCCAGGUGUGGCAGUGGAUCCGACACCAGGCUCGACUAGAAGAUGACGGCAGGGUGGUGAGCAGGCAGAUCGUCACUGAACUCACCAAGGAGGUCAGCACUGAACUUGGCUGCCUGUGUCCCUCUGAAAGGACUGAACAGAGGUUACACACGGCAGCAGACAUGUUCCUGGAGGUGGUUCUGAAGAGACAUUUCCCAGAGUUCAUCACCUCUUACCUGAACUUGGACCACACUUUUCUCACCUCCCAGAACCUGAGAGAGGAGGAGGAGGCAGCGGUGGAAACAGGAAGACAACGAGCCAAGCUGUGAGGGGCAACCAGGAGCAGAGUGAUGGAAAACCAACAGACCUAAAAGUCAUGACAUGUAUGCAGCUAAUUCUGUGUAACGCAAUCCUUCAGAGAAAUGUGCCAAUAAAUUUCCCUUACUAGUCCA
Poecilia latipinna (sailfin molly) is the source of this 1468-nucleotide messenger RNA. It is a transcript of the gene ugl, whose product is annotated as ureidoglycolate lyase. Gene Ontology annotation, cellular component: cytoplasm. The coding region runs from base 287 to 1345 and encodes 352 amino acids. The transcript is spliced from 9 exons. Gene Ontology annotation, biological process: glyoxylate cycle. Gene Ontology annotation, molecular function: malate synthase activity. The record is from RefSeq and is a predicted model, not a curated record. NCBI's taxonomy places the organism in Eukaryota, Metazoa, Chordata, Actinopteri, Cyprinodontiformes, Poeciliidae.